AAUCAAGUCGAUGGAUAUUGGAUAACAUUAGAGGCAGAAUUGACGCGUGUAAUUUCACAUUACGAAUUGUGGUUAACCUACACUUUUUUUACAGUUUGCAGCUUUCGUUCGUUCAUUAUACUUUAACCUUUGUGAAAUAAAUACGAAGAAUCUCCAAAAUCCGAAUAUCAUCAACGGGGCGACUUUGCUAUCAACAAUUAAACAUUAUUAUUGAGACAUUUCUGGCAACAUGAUCAAAACAUCUAUAUUAUUGGUCCAUCUUUUGGGUAUGAUUUUUGCUCAAAUGAUGCCAUCCAAUUCACCAGAUUCUUUUCCAACCCAAAGUUUGUCAGAAAAUUCAUCAGAUUCUCUUCCAACGCAAAUAAUCCAAGCUCAUUCAAGAGAUUUGUCAAAAGAAUGGGAUGAUGAUGAUGAUGAUGUUACUGAUGGUGAUGAUGAUGAUGAUGAUGAUGAUGACGACGAUGAUUAUGACGAUCGAUUCGAACUUCCUGGUUUUGACAAAGAUGUCUUAUCCAAAAACAGCGGUAACGAAGAGAUAAAAUUCGAAACUAAUAAUAAUAAAGUGCAUUAUCAGGCAAACAUUACCGGAGCUAUUCAAUUAUUUUGGAAAAAAGGAAAUGACCAGGUUGAAAUGAAUAUCACCGCAGCAGGCGCUGUUAACCAAGAUUGGCGUUUGGGAGAUGCCAAAAUUCAUUUGGAACGAAGUGUAGCAGGCGAUCAGAAUCAAGUUUGGGACUUUGGUGAAACCAAAUACACGUAUUCUUCUACUCCUGCAGGAAAUUUGACUAGAAAUUGGAUUAAUGGAAAGGAAGACGAGAGAAAGUUGCGAAAAUACAAAAAAUUGAUCGCAGAAUGGUGUGAUGAGAAUUGCUUCUUUAUAAGAAAAUCCAGAAGGAAUUGUAUUAUUUACUAAUCAAUAAUCAUAUCAUUGAAUUUAUAUAAUUAUGUUGGCGAAUUUUACUUCACAAUCAAAUUUUUCUUUUUCA
Messenger RNA from Planococcus citri (citrus mealybug), 986 nucleotides. RefSeq lists its product as uncharacterized. The transcript is spliced from 3 exons. NCBI's taxonomy places the organism in Eukaryota, Metazoa, Arthropoda, Insecta, Hemiptera, Pseudococcidae. The record is from RefSeq and is a predicted model, not a curated record. The coding region runs from base 230 to 913 and encodes 227 amino acids.